AUGGAAAUGGUGCCUGAAAAUAAGGAAGAAAAAGAUAUUCCAGAUAUAACAAGACCGUACGAUAUCGUAGUCUACGGAGCAAGUGGAUUCGCAGCCAAAUACGUCAUCAAACAACUCGAGAAGUCGGCGUAUCGCGUCAAGUUGGCAGCACGAAAUGCCUCGCGAAUUCAUAAAUCACAGUUUGACAGGGUCCAGGCGAAUUUAGAUGAAAUUGAGAAUGUCGCAAGAGAGUGCUACGUGCUGAUCAACUUGGCUGGGCCAUACACCGGAACAGGAGAGAGCGUGGUUAAGGCGUGUAUUCGAAUGGGAACAGACUACGUUGACAUCACUGGUGAAGUUGGAUUCAUGCGCAAAAUGCUCAUUGAAUACGACACAAUGGCCAAGAUAAACGGUGUAGCGGUGAUUCACAGCUGUGGAUUCGACUCAAUUGCCUCUGAUUUAGGCGCAUUGCACCUGGCUAAGUCAUUUGAUAAAGUCGCUAUAAAGGCUGUUUUGGAAGUAUCGAAACUGCGUCUUGGUCGUGGAACCUGGAAUUCGCUACUGGAAAGCAUGAGAAGCCAUCAGAAACACGUGCGUAGUAAAACAGCUCAGACUGGUGCCCCAUUCUACACCAAGGAACAAGAUCACUAUUUGCUGAAAUACAUUGGCCCUGAUGCAUUUGUGGUGAAGAAAUCGGCUGAAAGACUCAGUAGCAUUUUCGACUACAAAUUCACAAUUUAUUUGAAGGUCUAUUCAGCAAUAAAACUAUACUGCAUGCUGGUGUGGCUCUACCUGAUCAAUAAGCUGGUUCAAUACGAUUGGAUUCAUAGGCUCCUUAUAAGCAACCCAGGAAUCAGCACAUUUGGCGUAUUUAGGAAUCAGUUGCCUACUGCUGCUGAAUUGAAACAAAUCAGGUUCAAAAUGGUUCUGGUUGGAGAAGGAACAAGAAGAAGCAAACGGAUUGUAAAGCGGACUACGAUAAGUGGACCAGAUCCAGGAUACAGUUCAUGUGCGAUAUUCGUGACAGAAUGUGCCUAUCAGCUGCUUCGGAACAAGGAGAAGUGCGUCUUAGGAGUCAAUACGCCUGCAGUUGCAUUUCAUAAAACAGAUGUGAUUGAAUGCAUAAAACAACAAGGAAUUGGAUUCAGCACCGAAACAGUUUCACAGGAGUUGUAA
This is a messenger RNA of Enterospora canceri, 1155 nucleotides long. The record is from the annotation of a GenBank genome assembly. NCBI's taxonomy places the organism in Eukaryota, Fungi, Microsporidia, Enterocytozoonidae.